AUGGUUCGCGUUUCCACUUUCGCUGCUAUACUCGCCAUGGCCCUCUCUGUCACCGCAAAUGUCACGCCCAACGAUGCAGGCGCCAAGAACGUCGGCACAGGUAACGGCCAGCAGUUCAUCACAGGAGGUUGCGUCAACGGCACCGAUUGCCAGUCGAGAUGCUGCGCUGGAAACGGGGAGAACAAGGGAGUCUGCUCCAACGAAGUCGCUGCCAACCAAAAUGGCAAGACUGGCUGUGGGUUCGAAGACCCCAACAAGGCCCAGACCGUUAAGGAAGCCAAGGAGCAGGUCAAGAAGCAGGGUUUCUAA
Pyricularia oryzae 70-15 is the source of this 309-nucleotide messenger RNA. RefSeq lists its product as uncharacterized. Bases 1 to 309 code for a protein of 102 amino acids. The record is from RefSeq and is a predicted model, not a curated record. The transcript is spliced from 2 exons. Lineage: Eukaryota; Fungi; Ascomycota; Sordariomycetes; Magnaporthales; Pyriculariaceae.